Diachasmimorpha longicaudata is the source of this 1375-nucleotide messenger RNA. RefSeq lists its product as uncharacterized. The coding region runs from base 565 to 1314 and encodes 249 amino acids. The record is from RefSeq and is a predicted model, not a curated record. The transcript has 5 exons. NCBI's taxonomy places the organism in Eukaryota, Metazoa, Arthropoda, Insecta, Hymenoptera, Braconidae.
UGCGGACAAUGUCGAAAGCUGUAAUCACCUGAAACCCAGGAAGGCGGAAACUUUCUGAUAAUUUUGUAAUGAAAUUGACGAUUAAAUAGUCAUGGGGAUUAUUACGAUGGACUAACGGUCCCUAUGAGUCCUAGGAGAAUAACACACAGGUGGCUGCCCAUGCUCCAGUGGUCGCAUAACGUGCAAAUAAUCCGGCCAACUCGCUGAAAGAGUGGGAAAAAGCCACAGGGUGAAUGAAAAAUUGAAUAGAAAAUAAAAGGGUGCGAGGAUUUUCAUAUGAUUUUAAUGAUCUCCGUCAUUUUAGAGUUAUCAGAAUCCCUGAUGCAUGAUGAAAUAAUUGAAAGUGAUAGAGGUAGACGUUUAAUCGAUAGUUAUGUCCCUCGGGUCACAGUGAAACUUAGGGGGAUGAGUUCAUAUGCUGAGGGUGGGGAUUUAACCAGCGGGCAUAUUCUGUCACACGACAAUCAAACUACAGGAGAUAUAAAUACUAGUGAAGAGAUGAAUUCCACCUGCUCUCAGCAGUUCCAUCAUCGUUGAUGGAUCACGUUAAUAUUAAAGAGGCUAAUGGUUAUUUCCUCGUUAAGUUCUGAAUGUAGCUACAUAUUAAAAGACCGAGUCAGCAGAAGCGUUGAUUCUCGCAGUCCAUCAAUCCCUUUUAAAAUUUCACGUCAAUGUAAAGAAAUUCAUGAAAUGAGUUAUCAAAUCGACGAGACUGGCUGCAAUGAAGGACGUGUUAAGAAAGUUAAAGCUGCAGAAGGCCAAAGAGCGUUGCAGGCAACAGACUGUAAUGACGAGUCGGAAAAAAUCGGAGCGAGCAAAGUCGUUGAGCGUGAAAAAAUCAGUGGAAAUGUCACAACAUGGCCCAAUGAAAUUUAUCAUACGAUUCAGGCAAUAUUGUUGGCCUCUACUAUUUUGGUGCUGAGUUAUCAUGGGCUACGUUAUGGACCCGUUGAAUACAGUCUCUUGGAAAAUGGUCAGAGCGUUCAUGGUAUGGUAACACCACGAAAAGCAGUGGUUACCCUCAGUCUCGGUUACUCGUUCAUGUACUCGGUCAUUUCCUCUUUGGCUGCAUUCAUGCUUGUUUAUUCCCUUGUAUCGGCGAAACCUUAUUGGAGUCUACCCACGAUUGUUCUGUGUAUAGCUGAAGUUGUAUGGGAAGUUGGCGAUGCUAUUGUAGCUGUUUGGCUCUUGUUCACGCGUCUCAGAUUCACCACUGCUCUCACAUACACCGCUGGUGCUGCAUUCGUUAUCAUGGGAGAACUCUGGUGCUGGCUCGGUGUAGUUCGCCUGUACGAGCUAAGAUCCUUUGAGUAAAAAUCACCAAAAUAUUAGUGCAGACAUAUAACAUUAGUAUCGAAUAUUUCGCAAAUAAAAU